AUGGUGGAGAGCCAGGCUCACUGCCUGCCACCAGAGGAGGCUGAACGCUUGCUCUCGUGGGCCCUGAAGCUGCUGACUCAGUAUUCAGAGUCGAACUUGUGGCAGGUGUCUCUGCAGACGGCCAAGGCCCUCCGGGACGAACGCGAGGCGGAGCAGUGCCGCGACCUGCGGGCGGUGCUCAACCUGCUGCUGCACAUCACGCAGAGCGAACCCCUGGACGACGCGCCCCCGCCCGGCGCCGCCCAACCCGGCGCCACGGGCGCCGCGGCCGGCGGCCGCUUUGACCCCGCGCGGGUCGUGCUGGUUGGCCUUCACAUAGUGCUGCCCCUCAUCAGCCCAGAUCUUCUGAAGUUCCCGAAGCUGAGUCAGCUUUACUACAGCUUGCUGUCGUACCUACUAGAGGCACACACCGCCGCCGUCGCCGCCCUCGAGCCGCGCCACUUCGCGAGCCUGAUGGCGUCCCUCGAGUGGGGCCUGGCGGGCGGCGACGCCGUCGCAGCGCACAGCUGCCUGGAGGGGGUCGCGGGGCUGGCGAGGUUCCAGCUCGGCGCGGCGCAGACGGGCGCGCAGGGGCUGGCGGCGCAUGCGCCCGGCCCCGGGCGCAGCGUGGUGGCGCAUUUCCAGGAGCUGCUGCUGCGGCGGCUGCUGCUGGACGACACGCCGCAGGACGCGAUGGAGCUCGCAUCUGACGCGCUGCUGCCGCUGUUGCUGUCAGAGCCCUCGGCCUUUGCGCCGCUGUCCGCGGCUCUCGCGUCCGCGGCCGCAGGCGCCCAGGGCGGCGACCCCCGCGCCGGCGAGGCCGUGGCCGGCGCGUUCAACCGCAUCCAGGUGUCGGCCACGAAGCGGCCCAUGUACUUCUACGUCACCCUUUCAAAGCGGCUGCUGAGGGACCACGACGAGGUGCAGCUGUCCGCCCUAGGCACCGCGGUCUCCACAAUGGUGUCGGUGGCCGAAAUCCUCAAGAAGCAGGGCUUCGUGACAGAGCGAGGCAUUUCGACCGAUCUGGAGGGCGUCGAGGAGAGGGAGGUGGACGGGCACCCUUUGCGGGCGGCUUUCAAGCCGAAGAUGACCGUGGUGCUGGGCAGGAGCCCGGAAUUCACCGCAAAGGCGGCGGAGGAGGCGGCGGCGGCCAAGGAGCGCGCCGCCGCGCGAAAGGAGCGGGCGGCGGCGGCGGCGGCGGCGAAGGGUAGAAGAGGGGGCGGAGAAGGUGAGGGCGAGGGCGAGGAUGGCGGCGGCGGCGGCGGUGGCGGCAGCGGGGCAGUGGCCGAGGGGAAGGCGCGGCAGGAUACCGGGGAGGGGGGCGGGAAAGGGAGGGUCACGGGGGAGACGAGAGGCAAGGGAAAGGGGAGGGGCAAGGCGGCAGGCGCGGCGGUGGCCACUGCGGCGGAGGGCACCGAGGUCGAAGGGGCUGCGGAGGCAAAUGAGGGAGCGGAGGGUUUGAUAGCGGCGGCCGCCGACGUGGCAGACAGAGCGGACAAGGCGGCGGGCGAGUGA
Molecule: messenger RNA, 1494 nt
Organism: Monoraphidium neglectum
Lineage: Eukaryota; Viridiplantae; Chlorophyta; Chlorophyceae; Sphaeropleales; Selenastraceae
Exons: 7
Coding region: 1-1494 (497 amino acids)
Biological process (GO): protein export from nucleus
Cellular component (GO): cytoplasm; nuclear pore
Molecular function (GO): nucleic acid binding; nuclear export signal receptor activity
Source: RefSeq, a predicted model, not a curated record